UAAUCUAAAUAAUAUUGAUAUUGAUAAUGUCCAUAAUGAUCACUUGAUUGGAUUGAAUAUGUCAGAAAAUAUUUAUGAUAUCAAUUGGAAUGAUGAAGAAUAUAAUCUGAAUAAUAUAUUGAAUUAUAUUUU
This is a messenger RNA of Entrophospora candida, 132 nucleotides long. The record is from the annotation of a GenBank genome assembly. NCBI's taxonomy places the organism in Eukaryota, Fungi, Glomeromycota, Glomeromycetes, Entrophosporales, Entrophosporaceae.